Sardina pilchardus (European sardine) is the source of this 8545-nucleotide messenger RNA. RefSeq names its product myosin-10-like. Gene Ontology annotation, molecular function: ATP binding; actin filament binding; microfilament motor activity. The transcript has 42 exons. NCBI's taxonomy places the organism in Eukaryota, Metazoa, Chordata, Actinopteri, Clupeiformes, Clupeidae. The record is from RefSeq and is a predicted model, not a curated record. Gene Ontology annotation, biological process: regulation of cell shape; actomyosin structure organization; mitotic cytokinesis. Gene Ontology annotation, cellular component: cytoplasm; myosin filament; myosin II complex. The coding region runs from base 309 to 6359 and encodes 2016 amino acids.
UGUUUUGUGGAUGUGUUUGAUGUAAAAUUAUGUGUGCGACAAUCUAGUGCAUAUUCCUGUGAGCGUAUAGUACUCACAGGCGGGAGUAAUAGCGGUCAAAUUGGAUCCCAUCGAGGAGGGGCCGUCUGUAGGGGAGUAUCUUUUGGUGAGGGAGGGUAGCGCUGAGAGAUAGAUGCUGGAAUUUCUGCAUACUCGCGUGGCGUUCAACAAAAUUGCUUAUAGAGGGAGAGCGGUUUAUUCCUGCGAAACAUUGCCCUCGUCUCUUCUUUGACAACUCCAGGUGGCGAGCUCAGCUCUGGUACCCCAAGAUGGCGCAGCGGACUGGGCAGGAGGACCCGGAGCGAUACCUGUUCGUAGAUCGAGCGGUAGUCUACAACCCGGCCACGCAGGCCGACUGGACGGCCAAGAAGCUGGUGUGGAUCCCCUCAGAGAGGCAUGGAUUUGAGGCGGCCGGCAUACGCGAGGAGCGUGGUGAGGAGGUGAUGGUGGAGCUGGCAGAGAAUGGCAAAAAGGCAGUGGUGAACAAGGACGACAUCCAGAAGAUGAACCCGCCCAAGUUCAGCAAGGUGGAGGACAUGGCCGAGCUCACUUGUCUCAACGAGGCCUCCGUGCUGCACAACCUGAAGGACCGCUACUACUCCGGCCUCAUCUAUACAUACUCCGGACUCUUCUGCGUGGUCAUCAACCCUUACAAGAACCUGCCCAUCUACUCUGAGAACAUCAUUGAGAUGUACCGGGGCAAGAAGCGGCACGAGAUGCCCCCGCACAUCUACGCCAUCUCCGAGGCUGCCUACCGGUGCAUGCUUCAAGAUCGAGAGGACCAAUCCAUCCUGUGCACGGGCGAGUCUGGUGCAGGUAAGACGGAGAACACCAAAAAGGUCAUCCAGUACCUGGCCCAUGUCGCCUCCUCGCACAAAGGACGAAAAGACCACAUUCCUCCUGAUUCGCCUAAGCCAAUGAAGUUCCAGGGCGAAUUGGAGCGGCAGCUUCUGCAAGCCAAUCCCAUUCUCGAGUCCUUUGGGAAUGCCAAGACGGUGAAAAACGACAACUCGUCACGUUUUGGAAAAUUCAUCAGAAUCAACUUUGAUGUCACCGGCUACAUUGUCGGAGCCAACAUCGAGACUUACCUUCUGGAAAAAUCCAGAGCCAUACGCCAGGCCAAAGAUGAGCGGACGUUCCACAUCUUCUACCAGCUGCUUGCUGGAGCAGGGGAGCAUCUGAAAUCUGACCUGCUCUUAGACGGCUUCAGUAGCUACCGCUUCCUCUCCAACGGCAACGUGCCCAUUCCAGGCCAACAGGACAAGGACAACUUCCAGGAGACCAUGGAGGCCAUGCACAUCAUGACCUUCAAUCACGAGGAGAUCGUCGCCAUGCUUAAAGUGGUCUCAGCAGUGCUGCAGUUUGGCAACGUCGUCUUCAAGAAGGAGAGGAACACAGAUCAGGCCUCCAUGCCCGAGAACACAGCUGCUCAGAAGCUCUGUCACCUGCUGGGCUUGAACGUCAUGGAGUUCACCCGCGCCAUUCUGAGUCCCCGCAUCAAGGUUGGCAGGGACUACGUGCAGAAAGCCCAGACCAAAGAGCAGGCUGACUUCGCCGUGGAGGCCCUGGCCAAGGCCACAUACGAGCGCCUGUUCCGCUGGCUGGUGCACCGCCUCAACAAGGCCCUGGACCGCACCAAGCGCCAGGGGGCCUCCUUCAUCGGCAUCCUGGACAUCGCCGGCUUCGAGAUCUUUGAGCUGAAUUCCUUUGAGCAGCUCUGCAUCAACUACACCAACGAGAAGCUGCAGCAGCUCUUCAACCACACCAUGUUCAUCCUGGAGCAGGAGGAGUACCAGAGGGAGGGCAUCGAGUGGAGCUUCAUCGACUUUGGCCUGGACCUGCAGCCCUGCAUCGAUCUCAUUGAGAGGCCGAACAACCCCCCAGGAGUGCUGGCCCUGCUGGACGAGGAGUGUUGGUUCCCCAAGGCCACCGACAGGACGUUUGUGGACAAGGUGCUGCAGGAGCAGGGCACGCACUCCAAGUUUCAGAAGCCACGCCAGCUCAAGGACAAGGCCGACUUCUGCAUCAUUCACUACGCCGGACGGGUUGACUACAAAGCGGAUGAGUGGCUAAUGAAGAACAUGGACCCUCUCAAUGACAACGUGGCCACAUUGCUGCACCAGUCCACGGACAAGUUUGUGGCAGAGCUGUGGAAGGAUGUGGACCGGAUCGUGGGCCUGGACCAGGUGGCCGGUAUGAACGAGACGACGGCCUUCGGCGCCGCCUACAAGACCAAGAAGGGGAUGUUCCGCACGGUCAGCCAGCUCUACAAGGAGCAGCUGUCCAAGCUCAUGGCCACACUCCGCAACACCAACCCCAACUUUGUGCGCUGCAUCAUCCCCAACCACGAGAAACGGGCGGGUAAGCUGGACCCGCACCUGGUUCUGGACCAGCUGAGGUGCAAUGGUGUGCUGGAGGGAAUCCGUAUCUGCAGACAGGGCUUCCCCAACCGCAUUGUCUUCCAGGAGUUCAGGCAGAGAUACGAGAUCCUCACUCCUAAUGCCAUUCCCAAGGGCUUCAUGGAUGGCAAGCAGGCCUGUGAAAGAAUGAUACAAGCCCUGGAGCUGGACCAGAACCUCUUCCGCAUCGGCCAGAGUAAGAUCUUCUUCCGGGCCGGGGUCCUGGCCCACCUGGAGGAGGAGCGCGACCUCAAGAUCACCGACAUCAUCAUCUACUUCCAGUCCGCCUGUAGAGGUUACCUGGCUCGAAAGGCCUUUGCCAAGAAGCAGCAGCAGCUCAGUUGCCUGAAAAUCCUGCAGAGGAACUGUGCUGCCUACCUGAAGCUGCGCCACUGGCAGUGGUGGCGCCUCUUCACUAAGGUGAAGCCUCUUCUGCAGGUGACCCGGCAGGAGGAGGAGAUGCAGGCCAAGGACGAGGAGCUGGCAAAGGUCAAGGAGAAGCAGUGCAAGGUGGAGGGGGAGCUGGUGGAGAUGGAGAGGAAGCACCAGCAGCUGGUGGAGGAGAAGAACAUCCUGGCCGAGCAGCUGCAGGCUGAGACGGAGCUGUUUGCCGAGGCGGACGAGAUGCGAGCACGGCUGGUUGCCAAGAAGCAAGAGCUGGAGGAGAUCCUGCACGACCUGGAGUCCCGCGUGGAGGAGGAGGAAGAGAGGAACCAGUCUCUUCAGAACGAGAAGAAGAAGAUGCAGUCUCACAUCCAGGACUUGGAAGAGCAGCUGGAUGAGGAGGAGGCAGCUCGGCAGAAGCUGCAGCUGGAGAAAGUGACAGCUGAGGCCAAGAUCAAGAAGUUUGAGGAAGACAUUUUGUUGCUUGAGGACCAGAACUCCAAGUUCUUGAAGGAAAAGAAACUUCUAGAAGACCGUAUCAACGAGAUGACCUCCACGCUGGCUGAAGAAGAAGAGAAGGCCAAGAACCUGGGCAAGACCAAAAACAAGCAAGAGAUGAUGAUGGUGGACCUGGAGGAGCGCCUAAAGAAGGAGGAGAAGACCAGGCAGGAGCUGGAGAAGGCCAAGCGGAAGCUGGAUGGCGAGACCACAGACUUUCAGGACCAAAUCGCCGAGCUGCAGGCCCAGAUUGAGGAGCUGAAGCUCCAGCUGGCCAAGAAGGAGGAGGAGCUCCAGGCCAUGCAGGCCAGAGGGGAUGAGGAGGUGACCCAGAGGAACAACGCUCUGAAGCAGGUGCGGGAGCUGCAGGCUCAGCUGGCGGAGCUGCAGGAGGACCUGGAGUCGGAGCGCGCCUCCCGCAACAAGGCCGAGAAGCUCAAGAGGGACCUGAGCGAGGAGCUGGAGGCCCUCAAGACUGAGCUGGAGGACACACUGGACACCACCGCCGCCCAGCAGGAGCUCAGGACUAAGCGUGAGCAGGAGGUGACGGAGCUGAAGAAGGCCAUCGACGAGGAGACCAAGAACCACGAGGCCCAGAUCCAGGAGAUGCGUCAGCGCCACUCCACCGCCCUGGAGGAGCUCUCCGAGCAGCUGGAGCAGGCCAAGAGGUUCAAGGCGAACCUGGAGAAGAACAAGCAGAGCCAGGAUAGCGUGAACAAGGAGCUGGCCAUCGAGCUGAAGGGAGUGCAGCAGGCCAAGACCGAGUCGGAGCACAAGCGCAAGAAGAUGGAGGGACAGCUGCAGGAGUUCAUGGCCCGCGCCACCGAGGGCGAGAGGGCCAAGGGCGAGCUGGCUGACCGCACACACAAACUGCAGACGGAGCUGGACAGCGUGUCUACUCUGCUGGAGGAUGCUGAGAGGAAGGGAAUCAAGAUGGCCAAGGAAGUGUCCAGUCUGGAGAGCCAGCUGCAGGACACACAGGAGCUGCUGCAGGAGGAGACGCGUCAGAAGCUGAACCUGAGCAGCCGUGUCCGGCAGCUGGAGGAGGAGAAGGGCGGCCUGGUGGAGCAGCAGGAGGAGGAGGAGGAGGCGCGCAAGAACCUGGAGAAACAGCUGGCCGCCCUACAGGCCCAGCUGGUGGAGUCCAAGAAGAAGCUGGAGGACGACGUGGGCGCGCUGGAGGGCCUGGAGGAGGUGAAGAAGAAGCUGCAGAAGGACAUGGAGUGCACCAGCCAGCGGCUGGAGGAGAAGGCGCUGGCCUUCGACAAGAUGGAGAAGACCAAGACCCGGCUGCAGCAGGAGCUGGACGACCUCACCGUGGACCUGGACCACCAGAGGCAGAUCGUCUCCGGCCUGGAGAAGAAGCAGAAGAAGUUCGACCAGAUGCUGGCUGAGGAGAAGUCCAUCUCGGCGCGCUACGCUGACGAGCGGGACCGAGCGGAGGCAGAGGCCCGAGAGAAGGAGACGAAGUCACUGUCUCUGACCCGGGCGCUGGACGAGGCCCUGGAGGCCAAGGAGGAGUUUGAGCGGCUCAACAAGCAGCUGCGCGCCGAGAUGGAGGACCUGAUGAGCUCCAAGGACGACGUGGGCAAGAACGUCCAUGAGCUGGAGAAGUCCAAGCGCACCAUGGAGCAGCAGCUGGAGGAGAUGCGCACUCAGCUGGAGGAGCUGGAGGACGAGCUGCAGGCCACCGAGGACGCCAAGCUCAGGCUGGAGGUCAACAUGCAGGCCAUGAAGGCUCAGUACGAGAGAGACCUGCAGGGCCGCGACGACCAGAACGAUGAGAAGAAGAGGCUACUGGUCAAACAGGUGCGGGAGAUGGAGGCCGAGCUGGAGGACGAGCGCAAGCAGAGAGCGCUGGCCGUGGCCGCCAAGAAGAAGCUGGAGAUGGACCUCAAAGACCUGGAGUCUCACAUCGAAGGGGCUAACAAGGCCCGCGACGAGGCCAUCAAGCAGCUGCGCAAGCUCCAGGCCCAGAUGAAGGACUACCAGAGGGAGCUGGAGGACGCGCGCGCCUCCCGAGACGAGAUCUUCACCCAGUCCAAGGAGAACGAGAAGAAGCUCAAGACCCUGGAGGCCGAGAUUCUUCAGCUGCACGAGGACCUGGCCGCAUCCGAGAGGGGCCGUCGGCACGCGGAGCAGGAGCGGGACGAGCUGUCAGACGAGAUCGCAAACAGCACCUCUGGGAAGUCUGCCCUCAUGGAUGAGAAGAGGAGGUUGGAAGCUCGCAUUGCCCAGCUGGAGGAGGAGCUCGAGGAAGAGCAGGGCAACAUGGAGCUGCUCAAUGACCGCUUCCGCAAGACCACCAUGCAGGUGGACACACUGACCACGGAGCUGGCGGGGGAGCGCAGCGUGGCCCAGAAGAGCGAGAACGCCCGGCAGCAGCUGGAGCGCCAGAACAAGGAGCUGAAGGCCAAGCUGCAGGAGCUGGAGGGCUCCAUCAAGAGCCGCUUCAAGGCCUCCAUCGCCGCCCUGGAGGCCAAGAUCCUGCAGCUCGAGGAGCAGCUGGAGCAGGAGGCUAAGGAGAGGUCCGCGGCCAAUAAGAUUGUGAGACGGACGGAGAAGAAGCUCAAGGAGGUGUGCAUGCAGGUGGAGGACGAGCGUCGCCAUGCCGACCAGUACAAAGAGCAGAUGGAGAAGGCCAACUCGCGCAUGAAGCAGCUGAAGCGUCAGCUGGAGGAGGCGGAGGAGGAGGCCACGCGCGCCAACGCCUCCCGCAGGAAGCUGCAGAGAGAGCUGGACGACGCCACCGAGGCUAGCGAGGGCCUGAGCCGCGAGGUCAACACACUCAAGAGCCGCCUCAGGCGCGGGGGUCCCAUCAGCUUCUCGUCGUCGGGCCGCUCGGGCCGGAGGCAGCUGCACGUGGAGGGCACGUCCCUGGACAUGUCCGACGACGAUCUGGACAGCCGGGCCAGCGACGCAGCCAACGCCAACGACACCACGGCCCCCCAGGCCAACAACCAUCAGCAACCACAGCAACAGCAGCAGCAGCAGCAGCCCCAACCCCAGCAGCAGCAGCAGCAGCAGCAGCAGCCCUAGACCUGAGGCCGAGGCCCAGAAGAGAGACCCCUCAGCAGGCAUGCAGCAUGGCCUCUCCCCGCCGCCACCACCCCUGACCCCAGACGCAGGCGCUGCCUCUAGAAACCCAACAGAUCCUCCGCUUCCUAGUGGUGUCUGCACGGACCGCCACUCUGCCUUACCAGACCCCCUCCCCCCAUCAUCUGUCACACACAGUCAUAGCACACUACAGCAAGCUGCAGGGCCAAGAAAAAGAAAACAAUUAUAUAUUUCUCUUUCUCUCUUUCUCUCUCUAGAUCUGUCUUGUAUGCAUAGCAUUGGAAUAGUAUGCUUGGAUCUAGACUGAAAUAUAUUUUCAAAGUGCAUUUCUAAAACUAGUAUGUGUGUAGGCACUCGGAUGAAUAGUUAAGAGGGGUCUUUCGUUUUUCUAUCAUUAUUAUUAUUAUUAUUAUUAUUAUUAUUUUGUUUUCCAUUUUCUUUGUGUGUGCGUGUGUGUUCUUCUUUCCUCCCUCAAUCUGCCUGCAAAACUUGUUUGGCUCAUUUAACCUUGCCUGGAUUUAUUUAUCUUAAAGGCUAGAUUGCACAUGGCCCCCAAAGUCUAUGCUUUCAUAGAAUGCUAUGUUGGACCUGAAUGCUCAGCCUGUGACCAGUUUAUUAGGCACAUGAGAAACCAGCUCACUGAGGGAACAAUCUUAGAGAUGAAAUAUUUUGCAAAAGGAUCAGUUACUCUCUUGUUACAGUUUAAAUGUAGAUUACUACAAAAAAGUAGGGCAAAACACAGAACAGCUCAGUUGUGUUGGAAAUAUGUGGAAUUUGCAGGUGAGUACUGACAGCCCCUCCGCAAAAUGGUAGUCAGUACUAGCUGAAUGAAACCUUUAAAAUAGUUCUGCUUCAAAGUAUUGGAUUGCAAAGAUACAGGUGUAGUCUAAGGUCUAACGAUUUGGGGAAAAUAUCUAAUUGCGAUUUUUCGAAUAGAUAUUAAGAUUUUAUUUAUGAUAUCCUUUUUGAAAGUCAAGCUUCAGUACAAUAUUCCAAAUGUUAUUUUGAAUUGGACAACUUAUUGGUUGGUGAGCAUGCCAAGUGCAUGAAAAGCACAGCAAUCCUGUUAAGUGAGCUUCACUGCCUGUCACACAAGGUGGAUGACAGGAACAUAAAAGCAUAGAUGUGACUAGAUUAACUAUUGGGGCAGAGUUGCAAGCUUCUCAUAGCCUUUACAAUGGUUCAAAUUGCGAUUUCCAGUAAAAAGGUAUUUACUGUCCUGUGAGUUUAGACUGAUUUCUUCCCUUCUCCUAAAUCACCAGGUUUGGGAGUGGGCUCAUUAGAACAGUCACUUAAGAAUGAUGCAAUGGUCAGUAAUUGCGAAUGUCUUUACAAUCAUGGUCCAUUCCUUGUAAUUUGACGUUUGUUUUCUUGAUCUAAAAGCAUGCACCUGUGAAUGCUUUGUUUUCACAAUUGCCCGUGUCCAGUCCAUUACUUUAAAGUACAAGAACCCACUCAGAUGAGCGGGAGGAAGCAAUGUUUUGUUUUUCAUUGCAGUUCAAUUUUGUACCAACACAACUUGAUCGCAAAUUACAGAUCAAUGUUGUUUUAGGAUUAUCAAAUCAUGGGUUCUUACCCUUCACCUUUGCAUAUGCUAUACACGUAUGCAUAUUGUAAAUAGUAUUACGAGGACGUAAAGCCCAUACCUGUGAUCUGUUGAGGCAUUUAUGUGUUAUUGAGAGAAAUAUUACAUUUUUGGAAAAUGUCUAUACUAAUUUCUCUUUUUGAAAAGUGCCUUAGCCACUCAAGAAAGCAAUUAGUGAGGUCAGGUCAGAUCAUGAUUUUCAAUGUGAGCACAGUAUGACCAGAACCGAGGGGUGGGGGGGUGUAUCAGAGGAUUAAACCAAUUCUAUUUUUUUAUUUAGCUUUGUGUCACAUCGUAGCAUAUCUACCUUUCAGUAAUUAAUUGUUACCUGAUAGCUACCAUGUUCUAAAAUCUGUGUUAAUAAGGUGAAACAUUGAGCCUUCUGUCUCCUUAGCAAGAUGAAGUGUUUGAUUUGGUUAAAAGCUUUAACAUCCACAAAGUUGUUUUAAUUGGACUGGGUGAGUAACCAGGCUCUCAACAAUGACCAUCUCCUUUUGUUUCUUCUAUUCCUGUAAUUCUAGACUUAUUUUUUUGUAAAAGACCAAUAAAUGUAUUCAUUAUAGAAAAUGUCUUGCUUAACUGA